AGAGCGCCCCAAUAGAUAUAUACAGCUUUCUACAUGGUCUGCUGUUCCGGGAGAGCUCCCAUUCACGGGGACUUGGGCCAAGGAUAAACACCUGAUGCAGAUGAAUGCUUCAUAAGGUACACAGACAUCAGUGAGGGACUGGAGCAGAACCGGACAGUGACUGUGCUGCAGCCUCAGGAGUACCAUGCUGCCCCGCUGUGCACUUAGUGUGUGUCAUGUGCUUAUGUUGGUGCUGUGUCUGUCUUCGGCUGAGGACUUCGACUGGACAAAGAACGACCACGGCUCCUUCUAUUAUGGCACUUUUCCAGCUGGAUUUUCGUGGGGUGCCGGCAGUUCAGCGUAUCAAACAGAAGGAGCCUGGGACAAAGAUGGAAAAGGACUGAGCAUCUGGGACGUGUUCAGUCAUAAGAAAGGCAAAAUCCUACAAAAUGACACUGGUGAUUCCUCCUGUGAGGGCUACCAUAAAGUCAGGGAUGAUGUUACUUUAAUGAAGGAGCUGAAACUUAACCACUAUCGCUUCUCCAUAUCCUGGCCUCGACUCAUCCCCACAGGCAUAAAGUCUGACCAUGUAAAUGAAAGGGGACUACAGUACUAUGAUGAACUGAUCGACCACCUGAUAGAGAGCAAGAUUACUCCCAUUGUGACUCUGUAUCACUGGGACCUUCCACAGGUCUUACAAGAGAAAUAUGGCGGAUGGCAAAAUAUAAGCAUGGUCAAUCACUUCAAUGAAUUUGCCAACCUGUGUUUUGAAAGAUUUGGCAACCGAGUCAAAUAUUGGAUCACUUUCAACAAUCCAUGGUCUGUAGCUGUUGAAGGCUAUGAGACAGGUGAGCAUGCUCCUGGGAUGAGGCUGAAAGGGACAGGGGCAUACAAAGCUGCCCAUCACAUUAUCAAGGCACAUGCUAGGGUUUGGCACACUUACGAUUCCCAGUGGAGGGCGAAACAAAAAGGUCUGGUUGGCAUCUCUCUAUCUGGGGACUGGGGAGAGCCUGUGGACCUCAGCAACCAGAAGGACAUAGAAGCAGCUGAGAGAUACGUUCAGUUCUACCUAGGCUGGUUUGCCACACCUGUGUUUCAUGGAGACUACCCUCAAGUGAUGAAAGACUUCAUUGGAAGGAAAAGUGUCCAACAGGGCCUGGGUACAUCUCGCCUGCCAUCAUUCUCUCCCCAAGAGAAGAGCUACAUCAAGGGCACCUGUGACUUCCUUGGCAUCGGUCACUUCACCACCCGCUACAUCACCCAAAAGAACAACCCAUCAGGUCGCAGCAGCAGCACCUACUUCUCAGACCGUGAUCUGGCUGAGCUGGUUGACCCACGAUGGCCCGAUCCAGGAUCUGAAUGGCUCUACUCUGUGCCUUGGGGUUUCAGACGCCUGCUCAAUUUUGUCAAGACUCAGUAUGGAAACCCAAUGGUUUAUGUGACUGAGAAUGGCGUGUCUGAGAAGAUGUUGUGUACAGAGCUGUGUGAUGAAUGGAGGAUACAGUAUUAUAAAGACUACAUCAAUGAGAUGCUGAAAGCUAUCAAAGACGGAGUCAACGUGAAGGGCUACACUGCCUGGUCCCUGCUGGACAAAUUUGAGUGGGAUGAGGGCUUCUCUGAGAGGUUUGGCUUGUAUUAUGUGGACUUCAGGAACAAAAAUAAGCCUCGCUAUCCCAAAGCUUCUGUUCAGUUUUACAAACGCAUCAUCAGCUCCAACGGAUUUCCCAAUCAGAGAGAGGUUGAGAACUGGAGGAGGAAAUCUGUUGAGUCCUGUUCUUCCAGCAACCAGCUCCUCGCUGCAGACCCUCUGACCAGCCACAUGGAGAUGGUAACUGAGAUCGUUGUUCCCACUGUGUGCACACUCUCCAUUCUGCUCAGCGCCAUCUUCCUCAUGUUCCUGCUGCGGAGGCGGAACUAGGGUGGAGCUCUGACAGUGUGCAUGUUUACAACACACAGACAUCAUCUCACUCAUGCACACAUGUAUUUUAAAUGCAUCAUCAUUUAAUCAACUGUGUGGAAAUAACAAUUAUUGCCUUUUUUGAUGUGCUUAAACAUUGAUUAAGCCUGUUCUAAUAAAUUUAGUAUCACAUGAGCAAACAGUGUGGAUAGCCCUGCAACAUGUUGGAUUUUCCUAUGAUUUAUUGCUGUGGAAUAAUACCAUUGCAAAAAGACCUUUUUGAUCUACUGUACUUUGUGUUUUCAUUAUGUUACAACUGAGAGAUUUUUGGCAAAAAGCCUCAGCAAAUUUAUUUCACCUGUGACACUGAACAGAGAAAAGUUCAUCAAAAUGUGAUAAUAAAGACUGGAAUGGAAAUCCUAUGACUGCGUCAACAACAAACAUACAAAAAAACUUGAAGUAAGUCAUUUUAGAUAUAUAACACAACUUAAGUAUAUGUACAGGCAACUUGACAGUGUUCAUUAAACAGUUAU
Messenger RNA from Notolabrus celidotus (New Zealand spotty), 2409 nucleotides. RefSeq names its product lactase-like b (gene lctlb). Gene Ontology annotation, biological process: carbohydrate metabolic process. Gene Ontology annotation, molecular function: beta-glucosidase activity. Lineage: Eukaryota; Metazoa; Chordata; Actinopteri; Labriformes; Labridae. The record is from RefSeq and is a predicted model, not a curated record. The transcript is spliced from 14 exons. The coding region runs from base 185 to 1897 and encodes 570 amino acids.